GGAAACGUAUCUUUUUUAUGCUAUGGUCUCUUCUUUAGAAGGCAGCUAUAGGGGGGAAAAGUGAACUCUUUACAUUUGAACUCCUAAAGGCAAAGAUUCUGCCCAUAGAAGGGCAUUGCAAUCACCCAUGGCUCCUCCAAUUUUCAAGGUAGUGGUAGCGCUGGGAUGUAUACUUCUGAUCACAAUUUCUCUCCUAUCCUCUGUUUUGGCACAAUCUAAUGCAUAUAUCAUUCACAUGGACUUGUCAGCCAUGCCUAAAGCAUUCUCUGACCACCAUAACUGGUAUCUAACCACUGUUUCUUCCAUAUCAGACACUUCCAAAACAACUUUCACUCCAAACUCUAAGCAUAUAUAUACUUACGCGAGUUCUGUCCAUGGAUUUAGUGCCAUUCUCACCAGUUCUGAACUUGAAAAACUCAAGAAAUCCCCUGGCUACAUUUCUUCUACCCGAGAUCGUCCUCUUAAAGUUCUCACAACUCACACGUCCCAGUUUCUUGGCCUAAGCUCAGUUUCCGGUGCUUGGCCAGCUACAAAUUAUGGUGAAGAUGUUAUUAUUGGUUUGGUUGAUACUGGAAUUUGGCCAGAGAGUGAGAGCUUUAGCGAUGAAGGAAUGACUGUAAUUCCUUCUAGAUGGAAAGGAAAAUGUGCAUCAGGCACUCGAUUUAAUUCUUCCUUGUGUAACAAGAAACUCAUCGGUGCUCACUUUUACAACAAGGGUCUGCUUGCAAACAAUCCUAAGUUGAAAAUUUCAGUGAACUCUCCCAGAGAUACAAGUGGACAUGGAACGCACACUGCGUCAAUCGCUGCAGGCAACUAUGUGAAAGGAGCGUCUUAUUUUGGUUAUGCCUCUGGUACAGCUUCAGGUAUGGCGCCUCGGGCUAGAAUAGCCAUGUACAAAGCAAUUUGGACAUAUGGGGUUUAUGAAUCUGAUGUUCUUGCUGCCAUAGACCAAGCAAUUCAAGAUGGGGUGGAUAUAUUAUCCUUAUCGUUGGCCUUCGCUUUAGAUGACAUCUUUUUGGAAGAUGAUUCAAUGGCAAUAGCCACUUUUGCAGCUAUGGAAAAGGGUAUAUUUGUAGCGGCUUCAGCUGGAAAUGAUGGUUCUCUAUAUUGGACAGUAGUCAAUGGAGCUCCAUGGCUGCUAACAGUUGGAGCAGGUACUGUAGACCGCGAAUUUGAAGGAAUUUUCACUUUAGGUGAUGGGAACCAGAUCAACUUCACCACAUUGUACCCGGGAAAUUCAUCUCUAAUCCAAAGACCUCUUGUUUUCUUGGAUGGCUGUGAAAGUGUGCACAAAAUGAAGAAAUUUAAGAAUAAUAUUAUUGUGUGCAAGGACAAUCUAAGUAUCAGUGAUCAAGUUGAAAAAGCUGAGUCUGCAAAAGUUUCAGGAGCCGUUUUCGUUACUAAUAUAUCUCUUUCAGAAUACUACACUCGAAGUUCGUUUCCAGCAGCAUUUAUCGGUCUACAAGCUGGGCAGAAGGUAGUAGAAUACAUACAGAAGAGAAAUAAUCCAAAAGGAAGUUUGCAAUUUCGGAAGACAAUUAUUGGCACUAAGGCAGCACCAAAGGUGGGUGGUUAUAGCUCCAGAGGGCCAUUUCCAAGCUGUCAGCAUGUCCUAAAGCCAGACAUUCUGGCUCCUGGCUCAUUAGUCCUAGCAUCAUGGUCUCCAAUUAGCUCAGUAGCUCAGGUUCAAUCACAUCCAUUGUUUAGCAAAUUCAAUCUCUUAUCAGGCACUUCAAUGGCAGCCCCUCAUGUUGCGGGUGUGGCUGCACUUAUUAAAAAAGCACACCCAGAUUGGAGCCCGGCAGCCAUUAGAUCUGCCCUUAUGACCACAGCAAAUCCACUAGAUAACACUCAUAACCCUAUUAAAGAUGUUGCAAAUUUUAAUUUGGCAGCCACCCCUUUAGACAUAGGAGCUGGCCACAUGGAUCCCAACAAAUCACUUGAUCCAGGGCUCAUCUAUGAUGCCACAGCCGAGGACUACAUAAAGCUUCUUUGUGCAAUGAACUACACAAAGAAACAAAUACAAAUCAUCACAAGAUCCACUCAAAAUUGUUUAAACAAGUCCUUGGAUCUUAAUUAUCCAUCUUUUAUUGCUUACUCAGGUUCAGAUGGGAAAUUUGUGCACGAAUUUCGAAGGACUUUGACUAAUGUUGGAGAGGCCAUUUCGAGUUAUACUGCAAAAGUGACACCCAUGAAUGGAAUAAAGGUCAAUGUGGAGCCAGAGAAAUUGAUUUUCAAUAAGGAGCAUGAGAAGCUGAGCUUCAAACUUACUUUGGAGGGUCCAAAAUUAUUGGAAGAUGUAGUGGUCCACGGGUCAUUAAGCUGGAUGCAUGAUGGAGGUAAAUAUGUUGUUAGGAGUCCUAUAGUGGCCACAAGCCUCGUCCCAGAAUCUCCUUGAAGGGAAUGACUAUUAACAAUCUAUUUUCCGGCCUGUCAUCAUUGUAUUGAGAAGCGAACUGAUAUGCAAAUGUAAGUUCCUAUCUAUCCUUGAGUAUAUAUAUGAGGUGUAUGCAUAAUGAAGUGUAACAACAAAGAGAUUGUGCUUUGUGAAGUGGAAUUUAGAUUGUUGAUUGAGGAGGGUGUUUGAUUAUUUUUUAUAGUAAAUGUGUUUUGAAGAGUAAGCAAGUUGCUGAACUGCUUAAA
Messenger RNA from Hevea brasiliensis (rubber tree), 2643 nucleotides. RefSeq names its product subtilisin-like protease SBT1.9. Gene Ontology annotation, molecular function: serine-type endopeptidase activity. The transcript has a single exon. NCBI's taxonomy places the organism in Eukaryota, Viridiplantae, Streptophyta, Magnoliopsida, Malpighiales, Euphorbiaceae. Gene Ontology annotation, biological process: proteolysis. Bases 128 to 2398 code for a protein of 756 amino acids. The record is from RefSeq and is a predicted model, not a curated record.